Dioscorea cayenensis subsp. rotundata (Guinea yam) is the source of this 2480-nucleotide messenger RNA. Its product is annotated as ascorbate transporter, chloroplastic-like. Gene Ontology annotation, biological process: transmembrane transport. Lineage: Eukaryota; Viridiplantae; Streptophyta; Magnoliopsida; Dioscoreales; Dioscoreaceae. The record is from RefSeq and is a predicted model, not a curated record. Gene Ontology annotation, molecular function: transmembrane transporter activity.
AGCCCCUCAACCUUCGUUCUCUUCACUCUUCUCGCUGUGGUUUUCUUCUUCCCGCUUUUCAAAACCAGUCACUCUUUUGGAUGCUAUCCUCUUCUUCUUCUCCUCCUCUUCCUCCUUUUUUCCCCUAAAUGCUCACCUAGCUCUCUCAUUCCUCUCCCUCUCUCUUUCUCUCCUUCCAGUCUUCGUUCCCUGUUCGCUCAUGGCCGCUGGAGGUCUCAUCUCCAGCAGGAAUUUCGGCUCUGUACUCCCUUCAGGAAGGAAAUAUCAAUUGGAGCGGAUUACUGGACAUGGUAGCAAAACAUGCUCUGCCUAUACUGGUCGGAGAUUCACAUUAGCAAGAGAUUUCAACAACUCUUCUUUGUCUAGAGUUAACUUAUCUCAAUUAAAGAUGCGCACCUUGUGCCAGGUUCAUGUCACCUGCGUUCUGAAUAAAACUAUCAGAAUGCAGAAAGUUCCAUUUCUUGGUGAGGUUGGAUAUGCUUUAUCGAAUUCCUUGAUGAAAAAUUGUAACAUCAAGCAGAGGUUUUCUGGAAGAUCUAAAUGCUUUCUUUCAUCCGAUGCUAGUUUUAGUUCACUUAAUUUGGAAAAACUAGAUAAACUUGGUGUAUCAGAUGGCAAAAGCAGGCAAUAUGAGCAUCGACUUGCAAUUAGGUCCCGUGCUGACUAUAAAUCUGGGGAAUAUGACAUAACAGGCCAACCAAUGGAUUCACUAGAAUCUGUUGAUGUUCCAAACGAUGCAAUAGUACUGGAAGCUGAUGCGAAGAGCAUAUCUCCUUGGUGGGAACAAUUUCCUAAGCGAUGGUUGAUAGUACUGCUGUGUUUUACAGCUUUCCUUCUCUGCAAUAUGGAUCGUGUGAAUAUGAGCAUAGCGAUCCUUCCUAUGUCAUCAGAGUUUAAUUGGAGCCCAGCAACUGUUGGAUUGAUCCAGUCUUCCUUUUUUUGGGGUUACUUGCUCACUCAGAUUGUAGGGGGCAUUUGGGCAGAUAGGAUUGGUGGAAAGUUGGUUUUGGGUUUUGGUGUUGUCUGGUGGUCUGUUGCAACAGUGCUCACACCUUUGGCUGCUAGAAUUGGGCUUCCCUUCUUGCUUAUCAUGCGUGCUUUUAUGGGAAUUGGUGAGGGAGUUGCCAUGCCCGCUAUGAAUAACAUACUUUCAAAAUGGGUUCCAGUGUCAGAAAGAAGUAGGUCACUUGCAUUUGUGUACAGCGGAAUGUACCUUGGUUCUGUAACAGGCUUGGCCUUUUCACCUUUGCUAAUUCAUAAAUAUGGUUGGCCUUCUGUUUUUUAUGCAUUUGGAUCGCUUGGAAGUGUAUGGUUUGCUUUAUGGCAGAGGAAAGCACACAGCUCUCCUAAAGAAGAUCCAGAGCUUAGUAAGAAUGAGAGGAACCUUAUCCUGGGAGGGAAUGUGUCGAAGGAUCCUGUUUCAUCCAUUCCAUGGAGACUUAUUCUCUCAAAAGCUCCUGUUUGGGCUCUUAUAAUAUCCCACUUCUGCCACAACUGGGGCACUUUUAUUCUUCUGACAUGGAUGCCUACUUAUUACAAUCAGGUUUUGAAGUUUAACCUCACCGAGUCUGGGCUGUUCUGCGUCUUACCAUGGUUAACCAUGGCUGUCUUUGCAAACAUAGGAGGGUGGAUUGCUGACACACUUGUGGGUAAAGGACUUUCCAUAACAACUGUCCGGAAAAUAAUGCAAUCAAUCGGCUUCCUUGGUCCUGCUUUUUUCCUAACACAGCUGAGUCAUGUUCGGACUCCUGCCUUAGCUGUGUUAUGCAUGGCUUGCAGUCAGGGAAGCGACGCCUUUUCACAGUCCGGACUCUACUCUAAUCACCAAGACAUCGGACCCCGCUAUGCAGGUGUUCUUCUGGGACUGUCAAACACUGCAGGGGUUCUUGCUGGUGUCUUUGGUACUGCUGCCACCGGAUAUAUCCUACAAAAAGGCUCGUGGGACGAUGUUUUUAAGGUCUCGGUUGCCUUAUACAUCAUCGGUACAUUAGUCUGGAAUUUCUUUUCGACAGGAGAGAAAAUUUUUGACUAAAGGAAACUAGUUUGGAUGCAUUCGGACAAUUUGGUCAAAAAAUUAGAGGUACAAUAUCAAACCUAUAUGACAGACUUAACGGAGAUAAUGACUUGUUGGCAAGAAGCCAGCUAAACUUUCUAUCAGUGAUGUAUACAAGCUGCAUUGAAAGACCACCACCUGCCAAGGAAAUUAUAUCCGCAUCCCAUUCAAAAAGUUCAGGCACUCUUUUUUUAAUAAAUAAUUAUAGUUUUUUCACAUAUUUUUAUAGUUUCUAAGAAAAUAAAAAAAAGAUCCAUCUGAUUCAGAAAUGGUACUGCAUGUUGUUCUUUCAAUGUAUGUUUGUCUUUGGUAUCUUUUGGCUAUGAUGAGCAUCUCUCAUUUGUUUGUAGUUGGUAGAAAAGAAUGCAGUAAUCUUGGUGCAUCAUCUGUAUAAUAUAUUGUUGAAUUUGAUUUUGCCAUUAAUUCA